AUGCAUCGCACCCAGAACUACCGGAAAACGACCACCGAAACAUCUCUUUGUAUCAUGGUCCUACCAGUACAGUGUACGAUGAUACAAGCCCGAAUCACAGCGAGCAGCCCAGACUUGGUGGGCACUCCAACGAGGAGGGAAUACGGCACUUCCUCUUUUCUCAGACAGCCAGACAAAGUGAGAACAAACUCAGAUAGCCUCACAAGUCCCCAUGAUACUAAUCAAACGUCAACAGGACAAUUAGAACCGUUGAAUCUUGCUGCAGGGAAGCUUGAUUUCGAUGAUGUCGACCCUGAGAUCGGAAUGCAUCUGCUUUCCAUCUACUGGAGCCGUCAGCUUUACACAGCACAGAUCAUAUACCGACCUGCGUUUAUGCGAGACAUGGCCUGUCAGGGGCCGUACUUCUCAAAAUUGCUUCUCAAUGCAAUCUUCUUUGUCGUAUCGAAGCACUGCCCUCGAACUGAAUUAAGAUCUGACCCGAACGACAUAACUACCGCGGGAUGGAAGUUCCGCCAACGCUUCACUCAACUACUACGAGAUUGCUUUGACAAAAGUGAAAUCACGACACUCCAAGCAUUGCUCAUAAUGUCCAACGCGUUAUUCUCUAGAUGCGAUGAGCGCAGUUUGUCGUGGCUUUAUGCUGGUAAUGCAUUCAACAUGUUCAUUGACCUUGGUCUACAUGUACUGCCUACCACAGAUACCAUCUCAGCCGAGGAACUAGAGAUUAGAAAAAGAGUCCUCUGGGGGGCAUAUCUUAUCGAUAAAAUCCAAUGUCUUUUCCAGGGACGGCCACCACUUCUCAGUCACGUCAACCUGAAGGCGUCAAUGAACUUUCUUGAUGAUUAUGAUGAGCUAGAACCAUUUCAAGACAUCUCAUACAUGGCCAUCAGGCCCCGGAAUGUGGUUCCUUCUCUCAACGUUUCUUUGCUCACCAAGCUGUGUGAGUUGACAACUAUCAUCGAACGUAUUUUGCGUGAGAUUUACUCUGAGUCUCGGGAGUCCAAAUCGGUACAAAGGGCCACAAUUUCAGAAGAGAUUAAGUCCCAACUGCGGAUUUGGCGAGAAACUCUUCCACUUCAACUCGACUAUCUGUCGUCCUCGAAUCAGGCUGUCCUGUUGCCUCAAUCUGCUUGUCUUUUAGCUCUGUUUAACGUUCUAGUAAUUCUUGUGCACCGCCCUCUCAUUACUGGUGGGCAUAACGGCGUGAUAAAUCCCGCAACUGCCCAUGAGUCAGUGAAUGCCUGCACAGCCGCUGCCAACCAGAUUAUGCAAAUUCUCCACGACUACUCACAGCAGUUCUCUCUCAGCACAGCACCGUACAUGCUUUCGUAUGCCACCUAUAUCAGCGCAACUAUCCACGCCCGAAUUGUCGCACAAAAAGGGAGUAACUCGUCCGUGUUUCAAUCCCUGAUUCUCUGUCGAAACAUCUUGAUUGAGCAUCGCCGCCUUUACGCAGCAGCAGGAAAAGCCAAAGAGAACCUUGACAAGUUGACUUCUCAUCUUGGCAUAAAAAUCGACGAAAGUGAUCGAUUCGGUGAUUCCGUGCAAAGUGUCACCAGAGAAAAUACUGUUUUGGAAGAUUCAACGAGCUUCACUGGAGAGAUGAGCUCUACAGAUCGCGCACCUGAGUUUGCAUCUUCCUUUAUGAGUCUGGAGCUUUCAGAUAUGGACCUUGAAGCGAUCGCCCAGGGCUUCCAGGUUGAUGUUGAGUCGCAUUCAUUUUGGCACUCACUGGGGGCGUAA
This is a messenger RNA of Penicillium salamii, 1743 nucleotides long. NCBI's taxonomy places the organism in Eukaryota, Fungi, Ascomycota, Eurotiomycetes, Eurotiales, Aspergillaceae. The record is from the annotation of a GenBank genome assembly.